UUUUUCAUACUAUAAUUAUUAUUAAAAAUAAAUAAAUAAAAUUAACGCGUCAUUACAUAUUGUCAGUACAAAGUAAACUAUCAAACAAUAAAGAGAUUAUUUACUGCAAAAAAAUUAUAAAUAAAUUGUAAAUAUAAACUAUUUGUGGAAAUUAUUUGUGAUAAGAUAAAUUGAGGUCACAGAUAAUAAAAUUACAGAGUAAUUUUAUUUUUAAAAAAUAAAUGAAAUUUUAAAAAUCCAGAGAAGACAACAAAUAAAAAAAAAGAUCCGAUGAAUAUUCAAAAAUAAAAACCAAUGGAAAGUUUAAAAAAUAAUAAUUGUCAGCAACGAAUUAAUCAGAACAUUCAAAUAGAUUAUUGUAGAUGGAAGGUAUCGCAACAACACAACAAGAGACAUGACGUUUUAAAAAAUACUAGUGUCGAGAGCAAAUGAUUAUUAUAUUGACUGGGUACUGUCCUCGGCACGUCGGUGUACUCUACUGAAGUCUCCAUCAGCCUCAGUACACCAUCACCGGUGUACAAUCUGUUGUUACUCCGUAGGAGACUGAUACCCCUGACAUAUUCUUCGAGGACAAGCCUUGGUUUGUUAUUUGUUGGUUCUUAGUUGUCUUCUCGCAGUCACUCUAGACUCUUCUUAUCACUUUAUUAUUAUUUGUUAUCAUGGAAAAGCAAGACGUAUUCACAAAUUUACAUUACUUACCUAUUUUUAUGUUUAUUGCAUUACCUGCUAGUUUUAUUAUCACGUAUAUUAUUGCUGUUAUCAACGGUCAUGUCGUACCAGGAUUUCCUUAUAUUUCGGACACUGGAACUUUUCCACCAGAAAGUUGUUUGUUCGCUCAAUUUUUGAAUAUAAUUGCUGUUAUUAUGUGUAUUACAAUAUAUAUUAGAUACGCUCAAAUAAAAGAAAUUUCUUCAACUUAUCAGUUAUCAACAUACUGGCAAAAAUUAAAUAAAAUUUCAUUAAUUGUCGGGAUAAUAUCAACUAUCGGAAUGUCGAUAGCAGGAAAUUUUCAAGAAACGUCUAAUCUAAUCAUCCAUUUAAUUGGCGCUGUUUUAUGUUUUGGCGGCGGGACUGUUUAUAUUUGGCUACAAGCAGUUUACUCAUACAGACUAAAUCCUUUAGGCUGUUCACCUAAAAUAACAAAUUUAAGACUGGUCUUAUCGAUUUUUUGUACUAUUUGUUUCUUCGUUGUUUUUAUCGCAGCUGCACUUGCAGCCAAGGAUUUUAAAGGAAAUAAUCCAAGGAUAUGGUCAAAAGAUGACGGCGGUUGGGAAAUGCAUCUUUUGAGUACAAUUACCGAGUGGCUUUGUGCGAUUGCCAUAUGUAUAUUUAUUUUAAGUUUUACUAACGAAUUUCGUGAAAUAGAAUUACAUUAUCCUAAGAUUUAUUACAAAGAAGACUAUACAAAAAAAAUCUACGGUGUAUUUAACGCAACGCCAGAUUCAAUAAGUCCAACAACAAGUAUUUGAUCUCUCAUACAAAGUUCCCGUGGUCACAUGAAUCUUUUACCAGAUUCUCCAAUAAAUACUCCGUACGUCGAAAUUCACAGUCACGACACUCCAUCACGGGACUCUGAAUCUUCUCGACUGCUCAAUGUCCAAAUGACUUAUGGGUUUAAAAGUGAUGCUGGUUAUCGCCCGGCAGUUUACCAAACAUUUGACUCUGCCAGUACACAAAUAAACUCAACAACUGAUAAUAUAAAAAUUCACAAUCACAAUCAUAAUUACUCAUCAUCAUCAAUAACAACCGAAUCAAAUCAACCUUCCCCAGCAUAUUCGCCAAUAUGCAACAAAACUUACGACAUUUUACCCUCAGAAACGAGUGAGAAUGAUAAAUAUUAUAAUUACAGUGAUAACAAUCCAGUAGAAAUAAAUUCUUCCACAAAUUAUGAGUUGCCUAUCAGUAACACUGAUGAAGAAAAAAAUUUAAAUAAUCACUCGAGUAGUUGCGAGUCAAAUAAUUACGAUUACAAUGAAAUUUAUUCCCCAGAUAUUUUAAAUGACGAUGAGAAAAAACUGUUGAGUCUCGAUAGCAUUGAAAUAAAAAGUAUAAUAAAUAGUAAUAGCAGCGAUAAUUCGAUAGCUACUUCAAUAAAAAGUGAUGACGAUAUUGAUAAUGAAUUGAGUGGAUGUGAUAUCGAGCAGUGCCUAAUGCAAAUUGAAGAAAGCCUACUAAAUAUUGAACAAAAUUUACUGCACGUUCAAAAUCUUGAAAUACCACAGCUUAAUAAUUUAUUGAAUAAUCGUUUUAUUAUAAAUAAUCACAAUAGUAAUAACGAUAAUCAUAAAAAAAAAUUAAAUGGUCUAAAUUAUAAACGGCCUUGUAGUGAAAAUUCAAAGUAUAAUUACAAUAAUUAUUACCUUGAUAAUAAAUUAUUAAUAAAUAAUUACAUAAGACUUUCACACUCAGACAGUGAUAUUGAUAUUGAAAAAAAUAUAUAUUUUAAUUCACCUAAACGUGAUUGUUUAGAUAAUAAUGACUCCACUUACAGUAAAUAUUCGUCAUUAUUAAAAAAAUCUCAGACAUUGAUCGAGGAUAAUUUUAAAAAAAUUCAAUUACUCAAUGAAAUAAAAAGUGAUUUUAUAAAUUUUAAUUCUUGUAAUAAUGAUAAUAAUUUAGGGAAAUCUGUUAAGUUGAUAAAUGAUAAAAAUUUAUUCAAUUCAUUUGAUAACAAUUAUGAUUAUGAUGACGAUGAUUAUUUGGACACUAAUAAAAAACGUAUUAAUUCAUUGAGUAAUUAUUUUUUAAAAAGCAGUGUGUCAAGUUCGUCGUCAAUUAAUUGCAGAAAAACAUCAUCGCAGGGUGCUAUUGAAAAGUAUAGGCGUGAUAAUGAAUUUAAAGUGCGAAAAAAAAAACUUAAGGUUUGUAGAAGUAUUAAUAUAUCGAGUGAUGGUUUAUUCGAUGACAUUAAUUGCAAGAAGAGUGACAAGUUACGAAAAAAAUUCAAAACUAUCGCAACUACUAAGGACAUUAUGAUGUCGUUUAAGAAAUUAAAAGUUAGUGACAAUGGGAGUAAAAGUAGAAAUUUUGUUAUUAAAGACAUUGAUGAUAAUUUGCGGGAAGAGAGUAAAGGUGAUGAUGAUAAAAAAAAAUUGAUUGAUAAUAACAAGUGCGCGAAUAAAAAUAAAUCGCUGCAAUCUCAUGAUAAUAAUGCCCUUGUACCCAGUAAAUUAUUGUCAUUGUCUUUUUCAUUGUUAUUAGCGGCUUUACUUCAAGCGGUGCGUUGUCUUGCUGACAUUGUUGAGGAUACAUUUCGCUCAGUAACUUUUGAUAAAUAUGCAUUACAUGAAUAGUUAUUUUUUUUUUCUAAAUAUUUAUUU
Molecule: messenger RNA, 3320 nt
Organism: Microplitis demolitor
Lineage: Eukaryota; Metazoa; Arthropoda; Insecta; Hymenoptera; Braconidae
Product: DNA damage-regulated autophagy modulator protein 2
Exons: 7
Coding region: 660-1469 (269 amino acids)
Source: RefSeq, a predicted model, not a curated record